Messenger RNA from Pisolithus orientalis, 1097 nucleotides. RefSeq lists its product as uncharacterized. NCBI's taxonomy places the organism in Eukaryota, Fungi, Basidiomycota, Agaricomycetes, Boletales, Pisolithaceae. The record is from RefSeq and is a predicted model, not a curated record. The transcript is spliced from 11 exons. Bases 242 to 799 code for a protein of 185 amino acids.
GCAUCGGUUCUGGUGAACUCACUUGUGGUUUCUCUAGUUCAUUUCUUCUUUAUACAUAAAAUACACCACCUUUGUCGCUCACAAAGUGAAGUGGUUGGUGACUGCCCCGAUUGUGAGUAUGUUUGCUCGUCAAGUCAAACAUAUCAUGAAAUGACGGGGUCGCGAUAGAUAUUGUUGGUACUAGUUCAGUUCGGGUUUGGCGUGGAGACAGUUGUCUUCGAGUACUGCAACCCGUCCAACCAUGUUUACAGAAGUGCUGAUCUCCAUGCAUAGGUUCGCUAAUAACAAUUUCAGCACCCUUACGCAGACUAGGUUUUAUAGCGUGAUCCCGGCUUUGGCCAUCGCCACACUAACUGAUUUUUUAAUUACGGUGUCACUCUGCAUACUUCUCUAUGGCAAUGGCCCUGGCUCUGCACUCCCAAGCACGAAGCGUCUCGUGAAUAGGCUUAUCAUCUAUGCUAUUAACCGGUGUUUGCUGACUUUGGCAGUCGCCAUCGCAGAGCUCGCUGUGACUGCUUAUAAUCAAGAUACUUGGGGAAUGGGAUUGGAUUUCAACAUUGGAAAAUUGUACGCCAACUCACUUCUAGCAUCACUGAAUACCCGGCAAUGCCUUCGACACCAGGGCUCCAGCCCCAACUCGUUAGAUCUACGUAUGAGUACUGUCCACUUCGCAGACCCGCCAAAGCUUCCUGGGGACGUUGAAAGUUCUGAGGACAGGGAAAGGUGCUUCGAGGCGCCCGAGAUGGCCGUUAUCGACAUUACCUCCAAUCCAAUACCUGAUAAGACUAUGGCAUUGUGAAGAGAGAGAGAGAAGUGUAAAUCUAGUACUUCCAUGCCACGUCUGCCAUCCGGUCUUUUUCUCCACAACAGAAAACGAUGUACUGCUGGUUGAAAUAUCCCCUAUCUGCAAGCACCUCUUGUGGUAGCUUGUUCCAAGCUGCCCAUCUUCAAACCCAGCGUCAAAAUGGAGCCUGGUACUCCAAGCAUUUUGGGUGCUCGAUCCGGGUACUGCUGCACAUAUUCAGAUCAGCUACCAAUCCACUGGAAUACUAAUACAUGUGUAGUAUAAUUCUAUGCUUUGAAUCGCCAACGAGGAG